Messenger RNA from Adineta steineri, 1833 nucleotides. NCBI's taxonomy places the organism in Eukaryota, Metazoa, Rotifera, Eurotatoria, Adinetida, Adinetidae. The record is from the annotation of a GenBank genome assembly.
GAACAAGAAAGUAAAGUUGAAUUUCAACGACAAAUUACAAAACUUAGUUCAGAAGUUCAACAAUGGCGAUCACGUUAUGAAUCAGAAGGUUUAUCUCGUGGUGAAGAACUUGAAGAAGCUAAACGUAAGUUAGCUGCUAAAUUAAAUGAAGCUGAAGAACAAGUUGAAGCUGCAUUAAAUAAAUGUAAUGCAUUAGAAAAAGUGAAAGCUCGUUUACAAGGUGAAGUUGAAGAUCUUAUGGUUGAUGUUGAACGUGCUAAUGCUAAUGCUUCGGCAAUGGAUAAAAAACAAAGACAAUUUGAUAAAUUAAUCAAUGAUUGGAAACAAAAAUGUGAAGAUAUAACGAUUGAAUUAGAAACAUCACAAAAAGAAGCACGUCAUUAUUCAACUGAAUUAUUUAAACUUAAACAACAAUAUGAAGAAUCACAUGAACAAAUUGAAGCUCUUCGUAAAGAAAAUAAGAAUUUAGCUGAUGAAAUUAAAGAUGUUAUGGAUCAAUUAGGUGAAGGUGGAAAGAAUGUACAUGAAAUAGAUAAAGCACGUAAACGUGCUGAAUUAGAAAAAGAAGAAUUACAAGCAGCUUUGGAAGAAGCUGAAUCAACACUUGAACAAGAAGAAACUAAAGUUCUUCGUGCACAAAUGGAAUUAAGUACGGUUCGCCAAGAAAUUGAUCGUCGCAUACAUGAAAAAGAAGAAGAAUUUGAAAAUACACGUCGUAAUCAUGCACGUGUACUUGAAUCUAUGCAAGCAAGUUUAGAAGCAGAAUCACGUUCAAAAACUGAAGCACUUAAACAAAAAAAGAAACUUGAAUCCGAUAUAAAUGAACUUGAAAUAGCACUUGAUCAUUCAAAUCGUAGUAAUACAGAUUUACAAAAAGCACUUAAACGAAUACAAAUACAAGUUACAGAAUUAUCAACACAAAUUGAAGAAGAACAAAGACAACGUGAUGAAGCACGAGAAGCUGCUAUAACUGCUGAACGUCGUGUUAAUCUUAUUGUUGGUGAACUUGAAGAAUUACGUACUGGUUUAGAACAAGCUGAACGUGCACGUAAAGCAGCUGAAAAUGAAUUAAAUGAUGCAGCUGAUCGUAUUAGUGAUUUAAGUAUACAAAAUGCUAAUUUAUCAUCUCAUCGACGACAACUUGAAUCAAAUGUUGCUGCUAUGCAAGCUGAUUUAGAUGAAGCUGUUUCUGAACUUAAAAAUAGUGAAGAACGUACGAAAAAAGCUGCUACUGAUGCUGCUCGUCUUGCCGAAGAAUUACGACACGAACAAGAACAUGCAUUACAAGUUGAACGACUUCGUAAAGGUUUUGAACAACAAAUAAAAGAUCUUCAAAUACGUCUUGAUGAAGCUGAAGGAAAUUCACUUAAAGGUGGAAAACGUGUUAUUGCUAAACUUGAACAACGUAUUCAUGAAUUAGAAAAUGAAAAUGAAUUAGAACAACAUCGUCAUCAGGAAACAUUAAAAGAAUUACGUAAAUAUGAUCGACGAUUAAAAGAAUUAAUAUUUCAAGUUGAAGAAGAUCGUAAAAAUCAAUUACGUUUACAAGAUCUUUCAGAAAAAUUACAAAAUAAAAUUAAAAUUUAUAAACGACAAGUUGAAGAAGCUGAGGAAAUUGCUUCAGUUAAUUUGACUAAAUAUCGUAAAACUCAAUCUGAUCUUGAAGAACUAGUUGAACGUGCUGAUGUCGCUGAAAAUCAAUUAGGCAGAUUACGCGCUAAGAAUCGUUCGACCGUUAGUGUUAGCCGAGCGUCACCAGCUCGUGAUUAUCGUGAAUCAACUAUGUUACGAUCUACAUCAAUGAUUCGUUCUAGUUCGGCCCGUCCUCGUUAA